Suillus subalutaceus is the source of this 563-nucleotide messenger RNA. RefSeq lists its product as uncharacterized. NCBI's taxonomy places the organism in Eukaryota, Fungi, Basidiomycota, Agaricomycetes, Boletales, Suillaceae. The transcript is spliced from 10 exons. Bases 101 to 382 code for a protein of 93 amino acids. The record is from RefSeq and is a predicted model, not a curated record.
CGGAAAGGGCCGAGUCAAUGACAUUCCUCGAAUCGAAGUGCAUUCAGCACCCCAGUGAAACUCCAACAAUCACUUCACCGUGACAUCAGAUCUAGCAAUCAUGAAAGGAUUUUUGUCGCUUGUUCUCGUCUCCAUCGCUCUCCUGCAGAUGACAGUAGCAACACCCACUGCGUCGGAACGCUCCCAAGCCCUCAAAAAGCGUGAGGGCGAGCAGAAUGUCGAGAAGCGCAACAAAUGGGCAGGUCAUUACCAAAACAAGCCUGACGAUGAUGACGAGGACGAAGCCCUCAAAAAGCGUGAGGGCGAGCAGAAUGUCGAGAAGCGCAACAAAUGGGCUGGCCAUUACCAAAACAAGCCUGACGAUGAUGACGAGGACGAUUAAGUUCUUGACAACCUCGAAGGUUAUAGACGUGUCCGAGACUGGCAGUUGUCUGGGUUGUCUCUCUGAGGUCCAAAUCUUGCAGAUCAUCAUGGUCCAAUAACUACCAAAGUUCGACGACAUUUUUAUUUAUGUAUUGCAGUGUACUAUGCUGGUCUGUGGUGAAUAUAUUCUUACAAUUCUG